CUUAUAACCAGAUCGGAGAUAUUUUGAGAAGAAAGUCAAGAAUAGGUUGACCCAAGUGAAGUGAUGUGUUAAGGUUGUCUCAGCCUCGCGGCCGGCUAUUUUAGGCUGGCAGCUUACUGUACUGUACAUUCCUAGCAAGCAACAUCCCUCCGGACGACCUCGAGGCUGGAUCAACAACACUAUGCCAAUACUUCCGCCCUGCUCGACAAGAAGCACCUUAUGAGUGCCACGGCAUAGAUGCUCGACCCUCCUUAACGCCACGAUUACGAUCGAAGUCGCAGUCGCGAUCUCGUCGUGGCCCGAUGACUGCCGAUUCACAUCUCUCCCAAAAUCCCCGGCUUGGAAAGGAUGUGUCGUCCACAACACAGAACGCGGCCCUGAGAGGGGCAUCGUUGGCUUUUGGCAAACCUCCUGUGAAGCUCAAACCGCAAAUCAAUAAUUACAGUGGGGAUGGUUGGGCAUUGGCUGCGGCGACAAAGGUUGGAGGAGCGAGUCCACAUCAACAAGGCAGAUACGCCUCUGAUACGAGACAAGACGCCCCGGGAGAUGGCCAGAGCUUGUCAUAUCAAAAUACGGGGUCGAGCGUUGGAGGACAAUCAUACAUGGGAGGCUCGGAGCGACCUAAUAUCCAGCAACGGAUAAGUCAACUUGGAGGGACCGGCUUCUUGCAACCUCCAGGAGGCACUGCAGACCACUCGAAGUCUCCCUCCUUUAUAGCUGCAACUCUGGCGGCCUCGAGGUCAGCUUCGGUUAGUCCGAAUCCUACUGGGCAGCGGCAACCUCACUGGGAGAGGUCUUCCGGCCUUGGGCCGAGAUCUCCGUCUGCGAGAAGUGGUGGAAGCUCUUCGAGGGAGAGCAUUGAUCAGCCGCUGGAUACCACACCAAUUCCUCCAACUACUUCGUUGAUUGGAAUGUUUGAGCAAACUGCUACGUCCCCACCGAGCUUCAAACGGCCACCUGGGAGAAGAUCAGCAACAUCGACUUCCAGGCGGCCUCCUGGCCCACCCCGUGCCGCUUCCCCUCUGCCUGCGAGGACCCUUACACCAUCACCAAUGCCAGCUAAGCCUCGAAAGCCAGAGAUUAAGUCGCCCAAACCUACUUUAACACAAGUAUCAAGACAACCCGUCCAAUCCGACCCUCCUGGGACUCCUCCAGUAGCCGCAAAACCCACGUUACCUGCCUCAAAACCAAUCCCAAUCCCAAUCUCAACCAAAACCGCAAACGACGAAGACGAUGCCUCCUCAGAUGACUCUUUCGUGUCAGCCUCCGACUACAAGCCCUCAUUUCGUGCUUCCCUUAACCAGCAGAAUCGCCGUCUUACCUCUACCUCGAAAGCAUCUGUCGACUCAGAAGUCGCAACAAUCGAUUCCCUUGCUAAUGCAAUCGUAGCUUCUUCUAUUGCCUCCUCCCGGGCAGCCUCUCCUUCAAGAAAUCUUGCCCACCAGCAAUUACUUUACCCUCCCCCUCCCCCACCCAGCCGACGGAAUAAUCACAGUGGCCGCGGCUACCUCUUCCAGCCCAUAAUUAAGGAACUCUCCCGUACCCCAUCCCCGGCUAAACAAGUCGGGUUACGUACUACGAUGCGGAAACCAAAAUCAAAAGAGGAAUUAGACGAUGGAGAACGUAAGAGGGGAAGGAGAAACCUCAUGAAAAAGCAUCCCCACAAACAUCACGAAGGGGACAGAAAACGCUGGCGAGAUUCCAUCACAGAAAGAGAACGGAAACGGUAUGAAGCUGUGUGGGCUUCCAAUAAAGGACUAUUUAUGUCCGGUUCUGAUGAGGGAGAGGAAUAUACGGUGUGCAGUCUUGUCGUGAGAGACAUCUUCUCGCGGUCGAGAUUGCAUGUUGAUGUUUUGGAAGAGGUGUAUACGUUGGUUGAUAGGAGCCAAAAUGGGAGGCUGGAGAGGGAGGAGUUUGUUGUGGGAUUGUGGUUGAUUGAUCAGCGAUUGAAGGGGAGGAAGCUGCCGAUUAAGGUUAGUGAUAGUGUUUGGAAGAGUGUGGGGGUUCUUGGGGGAAUUAAGGUCAAGAAGGCAGGGAAGUAAAGCAGGACACGACAUUCCACGCCCUUUGGAUAGAUGAGAUGAGUCGAGUUAAUACCCUUAGUGUAGUGGUGUUUGGAUGAGAUAGAGAUAUUAGUUAAUGAACAUUUGACGGUGAGUCGCCAAUCUAGAAUGUGGGGAUCAGCGUUCUUCUCUCUAUCAGUUCUAUUGAUUCGACUCCCGUGACCAUACCUU
Molecule: messenger RNA, 2234 nt
Organism: Hyaloscypha bicolor E
Lineage: Eukaryota; Fungi; Ascomycota; Leotiomycetes; Helotiales; Hyaloscyphaceae
Exons: 2
Coding region: 303-2042 (579 amino acids)
Molecular function (GO): protein binding
Source: RefSeq, a predicted model, not a curated record